UUCGUUCAUAUCUUUUAAAAGAAGAAAAUUGCACAUAAAAUCGUAGCAAAAAUGUAAACGAGCCUUAAAUUAAGGCUUAAUUGAGUCAUCUUUUAUGCCUGGAUAAAUACGAAACUCAUAAUGGUCUAUGGAGUAUAUACAUUUUACCCACUGAAAAUUGUCCCCAUGUCGUCAUGCAUAAGUCUAUUUUUUUAGCAAGUAAACCUUUUUCAAUUAACUCCCAUGAGGUAAAUAUUGAGUUCUUGGUGAAAUUAAAUUACAAACAGUGCAAUCAAAGGAGGUCUGUUCAAACAAUAAAGCGUAUGAACAAUAGGAAAUGUUGGUUCAGUUGCGUGUAUAUCUUUAAUUAGCAACAGCGUUGUGAUACUGAAAGCUUGUAUAUACUGCUAUAAAUGUCACUGUAGGGGAUCAUACGGCUCAUUCAAGUUUAAGACAUCGAUCUUGUAUGACUAUAUUUCUGAAUUGUUAGAAUUGUUGGAAUCAGAUUCUAGUGGUUGCUGACUGCUAAAAACUGAGCAAUGGGUGUUUUAGUUGUCCCUUUAGCCUCUCUGACACUGUUGAUGUUGUUCCUUGGUAAGUAGAUAUUUCUAAAAUUUCUAUGCAGCAUUGUUUAAUACGACAGUUAAUUCGAAAUGUUAUACUUAUAGUCGGUGAUUUUUUAAAUGAUGUCUUACAAGAGGUAAAAACUAUUCUAAAAGCGAUAUCGACUAAUUGUGUAAUUGUUAGGGUUUAAAUCUUUUUUGUCGCCUAAUAUUAUAGUACAAUAACGAUCUUACUAAUGGCAGUCGUGGACAGAUAUUUCGAAAAAAGUAGAAGCGAAUGCAGCAAAUAAUAUAUUCAUAAUUAUGACAACAUAAAAUUCUUGUAUUAUUUUGCUGUUAAAUAUGUUUUAUAUGGAGUGGAAAAAGAAUCUUGCUUAAUAAUUGUGACAAUCGAAACUUUGUGACAUUGCGACGCCAGAGCCAAUAAAAAGGCUACAAAAUGCAAUAUUCUCAUGAACUAUGAGUGUAUGUACAUGUGGGUCAUACUGUGGUCAUACGAACUAUUACUGCAUGGAUUGUGACUUCUGGGUUCUAUAAAUUGGUACUAAACAGUACGCCCGUGCGUGAGCUAGUAAGGUAAAUUAGAGGGUUUUAUUAGACUCGUAGACCAUUUUAGAUAGUUUGUUGGAAGAAGCGUGUUCCUGAUUGGGCAACUAGACAUAUUGAUUGACGAAUCAGAAACAUUUCUUGUCCGCAUACAGAUACUAUGCGUUGCAGCGGCGAGCGGCUAAAUUUUUUAUGAGGCUAUAUGCGUUGUUUACUGACUCGAUGAAACUAGAGACUUGUUGUUUAUUCCUUGUGGUUUUCAUUUCAGAUUGCACAAUGUCGGCAAAUAUGGGAAAACAGAAAAAGUCUCAUGAUAUCCACCUGAAGAUGAACAGUGUUGAAUUGAAAAGAUAUUUUGGUGCAUCCUCAUUGACAAACGUACCUGAAUAUGACAUAACGUUUCCUAAACAUGCUAAUGAAAAAGGACAACAAAUUUCAAGUCAUCGUGCAAAACGUGGGACUCGAGCAACUGGCUUGAAAUACUAUCAUCUUAACGCGUUUGACAAGGAUCUUCGUCUAAAAGUAUCAUUGAAUAAGCGUCUGCUUGGUCCUGCUUUUCACGUUGAAAUUCGACACAAGGAUGGUUCAAAGACCAUUAAUGAUGCGCCCCAUCGUAAUUUUUACCACGGCCAUGUCAUUGAUCAUCCGGGAUCUUUUGUUGCAUUAAGUGAUCAUCGUGGAGUGAGUGGUGCACUUCGCCUUGUGGAUGAUGAAAUGUUGUUCAUAGAGCCUAUACCUCGUCAUCUGCUAGAGCAGGAUCAUGAUGAUGACAGUAUCCCUCAUCUCGUCAUAAAGAAAAAUGAUAAAGAUUUUAAAAAGGAUAACAAAGUUAUGUUUGAUACGCGAGACAAUCUACCACGAGAUGAGACAUUACUUGGUGAAAGAGAAUUCAGAAAUAAGGAUGAAAUUGAUGAUGAUGAAAACGGACAUAGAUUUUAUGAAAUCAUCUAUGUCGGUGAUCACCUGAUUACUGAGCACAUUCCACUGAAAGAACUACCAGACAUGCUACUUAUCAUUGCUAAUAUUGUUUCAAGAAUGUUCACAGAUAGUUCCUUUGGUGACAUCAAAUUGCAUUAUGUUGUUACAAAGAUUCUUAUCCUUAAUAACGGCGAGCUAAAUUAUACUCGAAAAGCCUCAAAUGGAGUUAAAAUAGAUCACUUUGGAAGUUGGUUGCAAGCAAACAAUCCUCAAUCAGACGAGGAUCCACAGCAUGUUGAUGCAGGGACUUUGUUCACCAGCCACACUGGUGGAGGUCUUGCCCUGUCUGGUGGGAUGUGUUACUGGAGGAGCAUGCCUUCUAUUGUUGGACACAUUGGUCUUAGUUCUUCUGUUAUUGCUGCCCAUGAAAAUUUCCACAAUCUUGGAGGUGGACACGACCCAGGAACUGAUGAAUGUCCCAAUGGAGCUAAUAUCAUGUCUACGUACGUCCCUUCUGGUAAAGCCUGUUUUACAUGGUCAAAAUGUUCGAGAAGAUGGGUACAAGAUUAUCUAAGAUCUGGUCGUUCAUUUUGCAUGAAAGAUGCGCCAACGUUAAAACCUCCUGCAAUACCUCCUUACAUGAAAAACAACCUACCUGGUUCAAUAUUUGACGGGCACAAACAAUGUCAAUACUCACUUGGAACUUCUAAAGCACGACAAUGCGCAAGUACCUGUGGCCCCCUAUACUGUGACGAUGGUGGUGGAUGCUGGUGGCGUGGGGGUGCACCUGCAGAGGGGACAUCCUGUGGAAAAGACAAGUGGUGCAUCAGAGGUGAAUGUGUUGACAAUGGUUCUCCUUCCAUUAACGGGAACUGGGGAUCAUGGUCUGAGUAUACCCAGUGCAGUCGAUCAUGUGGAGUAGGAAUACAAUAUCGUUCACGAAAAUGUGACAAUCCAAGUCCAAAAAGACACGGAGAACCAUGCAAAGAUCCCAGUAAAGACAAAGAAGAGAGAACCUGUAAUAAGCAAGCAUGUCCAGGUGAUUCAAAACCCUUCAGAGACAUGCAAUGCAAGUCUGCAGUCAAUGUUAAUUAUACUCAUUAUAUUCGUCCAGGCGCAGAGUGUUGGCGGUGGUGUCGUCAUAUUUCUAGUUCAGGAGCAAGCCUACAUGGCCAGGUUACAGAUGGUACAAGAUGUUAUGGCGAUGAUGAUAAUAAUCCUGAUAUAUGUGUUCAAGGAGAGUGUGAGCAUUUGGGUUGUGAUAAGGAACUGAAUGGAGAUGAACUUGAUCGUUGUGGUGUGUGUGCUGGAGAUGGGUCGACAUGUGAGCCAGAAAUGACCAACUACACCAAAAUACACUUAUCAUGGGGAUUCGAUAAUGCAGACACAAUGGUGAUUUUAAAAAAAGGUUACAGCAAUGUCCACGCCAAAAUGAAUGGGGCAAAUUGGAAUAUGAUAGGCAUUCAGGACAUGAAUGGAGAGUAUAUCAUCAAACUGCCAUCUUGGACUAAGACAACAGAGAGAUCCGGCAUGAAAAUUACUUAUGUACGAAGAAGUAAUACAUAUCAAGAUGAAAUCAUCAUACCUGGUCUUGUGACUGAAGAUCUAAAACUUGUGUUUGUUCACAUCAGAGGCCGGAACGAAGGUGUUGUUAUUCGGUACAGUGUUCCUGUAGAGAAUCCUGCCAAACCAUCUCCAGAUAUAUUCCGCUGGAAAAUAGGUUUAUGGUCAACUUGCUCAAAAACAUGUGCAGGAGGUAUGUCUACCCGAGAUGUGACAUGUUCCCGUGAAGAUGAUAAUACUCGCGUUGGAAUGUCAAACUGCCCCUCGAAUGCAAAACCAGCUGUUGAUCAAGUGUGCAAUGCACAUGAUUGUCCUCCAGAAUGGCAUUCUUAUUUGACAGCUUGCACUAAGACAUGUGGAAAAGGAAGCCAACACAGAAAAAUUGAAUGCAGACGAUUAACAACUGAACACUUUCGGGUGGUUGACGACACGGAAUGUGCCGGUCCAAGACCAACAGCAGAAAAGCCGGAUUUUGUUCAUUGUAACGAAAUUGCCUGUCCACCAUCGUACAAGCCUGGACCAUGGUCAAAAUGUUCAACGAUAUGUGGCCAGGGUGUUAUGACAAGAUCACUAAAAUGUGAAAUGAUCAACGACCAGGGAGAAAUUGCAUCUUUACCAAUGCAUGUUUGUGAACAGUAUCGCAUUGUGAAACCGCCGACAGAAGGAAAUUGCAACUUUGAUAGUCCAUGUGUAGCAUUGCCAAAGUACAGUCCUCUUGGUUGCUUCAAAGACAAGUUUGUUGGUCGAACACUUCCACAAUACCUUAAAAAUCUUCGACCACAAAUCGACUGGCAAAAUAUGGAUGCCACUAUCAUCGCUUGUGCGAAGCUUGCACAGGAACAUAAAGUGGAGUAUUUUGCUGUUCAGUAUUAUGGUGAAUGUUGGGCUGUCAAGCCUGGAAUAGUUCCGAACUAUGACAAGUACGGACCGGCUGGUAACUGUUGGAGCGGAGUCGGCGGACCCUGGUCUAAUUAUGUGUACAAGAUGGUAAUGAACUGAUGAAUUCUAACUACGAUAGGGGAAUGUAUGUAUGUAUGUAUGCAUGAGCAAGGGCAAAACAUGUGAUUGGUUUUUCUCGAUUAAUAUUAAAAUAUAUUAC
Molecule: messenger RNA, 4668 nt
Organism: Dendronephthya gigantea
Lineage: Eukaryota; Metazoa; Cnidaria; Anthozoa; Malacalcyonacea; Nephtheidae
Product: A disintegrin and metalloproteinase with thrombospondin motifs 6-like
Exons: 25
Coding region: 1281-4568 (1095 amino acids)
Biological process (GO): extracellular matrix organization; proteolysis
Cellular component (GO): extracellular matrix
Molecular function (GO): metalloendopeptidase activity
Source: RefSeq, a predicted model, not a curated record